Messenger RNA from Aspergillus homomorphus CBS 101889, 950 nucleotides. RefSeq names its product coatomer subunit zeta. Bases 54 to 659 code for a protein of 201 amino acids. Gene Ontology annotation, biological process: intracellular protein transport; intra-Golgi vesicle-mediated transport; retrograde vesicle-mediated transport, Golgi to endoplasmic reticulum. The transcript is spliced from 2 exons. Gene Ontology annotation, cellular component: COPI vesicle coat. The record is from RefSeq and is a predicted model, not a curated record. Lineage: Eukaryota; Fungi; Ascomycota; Eurotiomycetes; Eurotiales; Aspergillaceae.
UCAUCACUCACCCUAUCCCCGACCCGAUUUAAUUCCUCGCUCAUUCGCCCACCAUGCCUGGCUCGCUGUCCCUUUUCUCCGUCAAUGCCGUCCUCAUCAUGUCGGCCGACGAUGGCUCCCGCAUCUUCGCCAAGUACUACUCUCCUCCUCACCCCCCGGCCGGCGCUGCCCCCAACUCGACCGAUUACCCCGGAGCGAACCCCUAUCCCACCGUGAAGGAGCAGAAGGCUUUCGAGCAGGGCCUCCUCGACAAGACGAACAAGCAGACCAGCGAUGUGAUCCUUUACGACAACCGGAUCGUGGUUUUCAAAAUGGAGAGCGACGUUAUGCUCUACGUGGUUGGAAGCGCCGAUGAGAACGAAGUCUUGCUUUACAACGUUGUUCUGUCUCUGAGAGAUGCUCUUGGAAUCUUAUUCAAGGGUGCCACUGACAAGCGCACGAUCGUCGAGAACUACGACCUAGUCGCCCUGGCUAUUGACGAGAUCAUUGACGACGGUAUCAUCCUGGAAACGGACCCCGUCCUGAUCGCCUCGCGCGUAAGUCGCGCUCCCGCCCCCGAUGCGCCCAACUUGAAGAGCAUCGAUUUGUCGGAACAAGGUCUGCUCAAUGCGUGGGAGCUCGGCAAGCGGCGUCUGGCGGAGGGUCUGCGGCAGAUGUAAAAUGGGGGAUGCGUGGUUAUUGUGGUAUUUCGAUUCUGAUGCAUGAGGACGUGCUUUGUCUUCGAUUUUCUAAUGUGUCUUGCUGUCAUGUUCUCUGGCUGGUCCUGGCGUUAUUGUCCGCAUGGUAUUUCAGUUUUCUUGUUAUGUUCAUUCGAAAGAGAUACCAUGACCUUGAUGAAAUCUCCGUUUCAGGGAUUUGGCUCAUUAUAGAUAUUUCCUACGAUGUUUUCACGUGAGUUCAGACGUUGUGCCCUGCAUGCGGCAUUGUGAGGCGAGUAUGUCAUAAAACCG